UAGACGCAACUAAGAAUUAAUCUAAAAAAAAGUGCUUUUUUGAAGACGAUGAAGAUUUUUGAUUUGAUACGACAUCAUUUUGAGUUUGUGGGUAUAAGUACAACCCAAACGACGAAACAUCCGUUUAAUGUAAGAAAUGUGGCAAUUUUAGUCACAUUCGCGCAAUUUUUCAUAUCAUCAAUGGCAUUUUUACUGUUUGAAGCCAAAACAAUCAGAGAAUUUGCUGAUUCUUUCUAUGCAGCCGCAACAACGUUUGGCGUUUCGAACGUUUUUAUACCGAACAUUUUCAAUAUGGCAAACAUCUUUCAACUUAUCGACGAUUCCGACGCAAUUAUUCAGAAACGUUGUCAUACCAUUUUUGCUCGUGAUAUCUACAACCAUGUGAUCGAAAGGACUGAAAAGUGGUCCAAACGCUUUCAUUUGAUCUUUGUGAAAAUCUCGUUGCCUGGUCUGGUGGGACCAAAUUUUCUCAUAACUCUUUUCCUCUGCCUAACCUCCGAUUCUGGGCCAGAUGCUUUCAUACUACCCUUUCCAGUUUUGUUGCCAUUCGAUUGGAGAACACCGAUUGGAUAUUUAAUUGCAUACCUUGGGCAAUUCGGUACAUUUUUCGGAAUUUUAACGCUUUGCUGUCCAGCAGUGUGCCUUUACGUUGGAUUCUGUUGGCUGUCGAUGUCUUUUGUACGUGAUAUCGAACAAGAACUAAGCCAAUUGAACGAAAGUAAUAAUAAGGAAAGCCUCAGUCAUUUUCAUCAGCGGCUCAAAAAAAUUAUUCAAUUUCAUACGGACGCCAAAGAAUUGGUGUAUAAUUUUGCAGACAUUUACAAGUUCCCAAUCACUCCAUACUAUCUAUGGAGCGUUUCAACCAUUUGUAGCUCACUUUUAAGGAUUCAAAUGGAAAUGUCGCAAAGCAACGGAAAAUACUUCGGAAUGAUAAAUCCGCUGUUUGUGAUCUUCUGGUCGGUUGCACAAAUUUAUUUGUUCUGUGACUUUGGUGACAAUGUUACUGAAAAAUUUAGUGAUAUAAAUGAUGCCAUCUAUGAAUGCAAUUGGUAUUCAUUCCCAAAGGAAGUGCAACGAAUUUGGCCAUUUGUCAUGGUGUCAGCACAACAACCGCUCAUUAUUCAGGGCUUUGGAAACAUUCCAUGCACACGACAGGCUUUUAAAAGUGUGAUCAAUGGCGGAUUCUCAUACUUUACCGUUUUACGUAAAUUGCAAUAAUGUGCCUCAAUUCGAAACAUACUCUCAAAAAUCGAACACGCGAAUAAUAAUGAGUCCAAUACUGCAAGAAUAGUACAACUAUUCAAGCCAGUCAUGAAACUCCGUAGAA
This is a messenger RNA of Sitodiplosis mosellana (orange wheat blossom midge), 1327 nucleotides long. RefSeq names its product odorant receptor 94a-like. Gene Ontology annotation, molecular function: olfactory receptor activity; odorant binding. The record is from RefSeq and is a predicted model, not a curated record. The transcript has 6 exons. NCBI's taxonomy places the organism in Eukaryota, Metazoa, Arthropoda, Insecta, Diptera, Cecidomyiidae. Gene Ontology annotation, cellular component: plasma membrane. The coding region runs from base 49 to 1218 and encodes 389 amino acids. Gene Ontology annotation, biological process: sensory perception of smell; detection of chemical stimulus involved in sensory perception of smell.